AUGUCCUCCUUGAGUAGAAGAAUGUUGAAUAUUUUUUUUAUGAAGAUUGGUUGUUACUUAGUUUUUGUGAGCGAGAUAUUGGGUCAAGCUAGUGAAGAGUUGCAAAACGACAAGGCUUUCAUUAUGGAAGCCAUUGAAUGGAAUUACAAGUGUUACUAUUAUUUGAAGGAAAGAAUGAGAAAGGAUAGAGAUAUUGCCUUGUUAGUAGUCUCAAAGGAAGGAUACAUGUUGGAAGAUUCUGAUAUCAAGCACUGCUUUAGUGCAGAUAAGGAGGUUGUUAAAGCUGCUGUCAUGAGUUCACAUUCGGCAAUCAUGUUUGCCAGUUCAAAAUUGAAGGAAGAUCGUGAAUUUUUCAAGAAUGAUAUUCUGCCUUUUGAUCCUUCACUAUUUAGAUAUGCUCACUUACAAUUGAGAAGUGAUAUUACUUAUAUUUCAGAAUUAAUUGUCAACUUUCCGCAAUGUAUUCAGUAUGCUAUUAGUAAUAUUCAAGGAGAUAUUGAAUAUGUUUUGGAACUCAUCAAAAUUAAUCCACUAGUUGUAUUGUAUGCAAAUUGGAAGGAAUUAUCGACAGAAUAUGCUAUCAAGAAGAUUACACAACACGACCUUCCUGAUUCAGUAAUUAGCUCAAUCUAUGAAGAACUAGAUGACGAUUAUGCUCUUGAUAGUUUUAGGAUUGAAGGUUAUUGUUUACAAUUAGUUGACACUCCUUAUUCUUAUGAUACACCAUCCAAGUGUCACAUUUUUAUAAUGUGCUAUUCAAUAUCAAAUCCAGUAAUGAUGAAUAAGUGUUUGAAGGAUUUUUCUGAUAGAUUUCUUCCAGAAAUUCAACCAUUUUUGGAUUACAACAGAUCAGUAUUGGUCGUUGGAACAAAAUCUGAUAUUUGUGAUUAUUCAAAACCAGGAGAUUUUCAUUUGGGAAAAUAUUGGAAUAGUUAUUUGUGUAAAAAGUAUGAUUCGUAUGGAAAGAAACUAUCUCAGCGGAUGGGUGCUGUGAGCUAUGUGACAACAUCUUCAAGAGAGUUUGUUGGACUGGAAGAAUUGGAAGAUUUGAUUGUCAAGACGUUUAUCUAUUCGAAACUUAUCAAAGCUCCAGUUCUAAACAAAAAGGAAAAAUGCCUGUUGUGCUAA
This is a messenger RNA of Naegleria gruberi, 1128 nucleotides long. RefSeq lists its product as uncharacterized. The coding region runs from base 1 to 1128 and encodes 375 amino acids. The transcript has 3 exons. NCBI's taxonomy places the organism in Eukaryota, Heterolobosea, Eutetramitea, Acrasida, Naegleriidae. The record is from RefSeq and is a predicted model, not a curated record.